This is a messenger RNA of Knipowitschia caucasica, 3027 nucleotides long. Lineage: Eukaryota; Metazoa; Chordata; Actinopteri; Gobiiformes; Gobiidae. The record is from the annotation of a GenBank genome assembly.
AUGGGGGGUAGUGAAGAGAAGAAGUGUUUUGUGUGUGACUCUACUGAACCCUACAGCGAACUCCACAACCAGUCGACAAACCACCGGAUAGGAAACGUGGUCACAAGUUUCGCCAUCGACCGGCUCAAGACCUGGUGGCAGUCUGAGAACGGGAUGGAGAAUGUGACCGUUCAACUUAACCUUGAAGCAGAGUUUCACUUCACUCACCUCAUCAUGACUUUUAAGACCUUCCGUCCGGCUGCGAUGGUCAUAGAGCGCUCCUCAGAUUUCGGUAAGACCUGGGAGGUUUAUCGAUACUUCGCCUACGACUGCGAGAGCUCGUUCCCGUCCGUGUCGGUGGGACCCAUGAGGAAAGUGGACGACAUCAUCUGUGAUCCCAGAUACUCUGACAUCGAGCCAUCAACAGAGGGAGAGGUCAUCUUCAGAGUUUUGGACCCGGUCUUUAAAAUUGACGACCCUUACAGUCCCAGAAUACAAAACAUGUUGAAGAUCACAAACCUUCGUGUGAACUUUGUAAAGUUGCACACGCUCGGAGACAACCUGCUCGACUCUCGGAUGGAGAUCAAAGAGAAGUAUUAUUACUCCAUCUACGACAUGGUCGUCCGCGGCAACUGCUUCUGCUACGGACACGCCUCCGAGUGCGCACCUGUGGAGGGAGCGGGACAGACCAGAGAGGGCAUGGUUCAUGGUCGCUGCAUGUGUAACCACAACACUAAAGGACUGAACUGUGAAAAGUGCCAGGACUUCUACCACGACCUACCGUGGAGACCAGCUGAGGGACGCAAUACUAACGCCUGCAAGAAGUGUAACUGUAACCAUCACUCGGACUCGUGUCACUUCGACAUUGCGGUGUUUGAGGCAUCUGGAAACCAGAGCGGAGGAGUCUGUGACAACUGCCAGCACCAGACUGCAGGGCACCAGUGUGAACUCUGCCAACCAUUCUUCUACCAGCACCCCGAGAGAGACCUGAGGGACCCCAACAUCUGCCAGCCCUGUACCUGUGAUCCCGUGGGCUCUCUGGAUGGAGGUCUCUGUGAUGGUGUGACUGACAUCAGGGUCGGACUGAUCGCUGGUCAGUGUCGCUGUAAAGCGAACGUGGACGGAGAGCGGUGCGAACGCUGCAAAUCUGCGCAUUACGGCCUCAGUGACCAUCCAGAGGGGUGCACAGCAUGUACCUGUAGUCCCCUGGGGACACUUCCUGGAGGAAAUCCCUGUGACAGCGAAACAGGAAGCUGCUUCUGCAAACGUCUGGUGACCGGACGAGACUGCGACCAGUGUGUGGCUGAACACUGGGGUCUGAGCAGCGACAUGGACGGAUGCAGACCAUGUGACUGUGAUCUGGGAGGAGCUGUCAACAAUCAGUGUGAUCAUGUGACCGGGCAGUGCGUGUGCAGGCCCCACAUGUUUGGACGCCGCUGUGAUCAGGUGGAGUCUGGAUUCUACUUCAUCGCUCUGGAUCACUACACGUAUGAGGCUGAAGACGCCAAGUUUGGGCCUGGUGUGACAGUGGUACAGAGGCCCCACCCCCUGGACAGAAGCCCCACCUGGACUGGAGUGGGUCUGGUCAGUGUUCCGGAGGGAGCGUAUCUGGAGUUCUCUGUGGACAACAUUCCUCACUCCAUGGAGUACGAUGUUGUGAUUCGCUAUGAGCCUCAGCUACCAGAGCAGUGGGAGGAGGUGAUGGUGACAGUGAUCAGACCAGCAGCCAUCACUCCAGACAGUCGCUGUGUGAACACUGUCCCAGACGACGACAACCAGAUGGUGUCUCUGCACCCGGGCUCACGCCACAUGGUUCUGCCACGGCCCGUGUGUUUGGAGUCUGGACUGAACUACACGCUUCGUCUGAGUUUCCCGCUGUACUCUGCCCUGAGCGACCACCAGUCUCCAUACACCCUCAUCGACUCUAUUGUGUUGGUGCCAAACUGUAAGAACCUGGAGAUCUUCACGGGGUCAGAGGGGGAGGGCGGGUCAGAGAGUGGAUCAGAGGGCGGCUCGCACGGCGGGUCACAUGAUGGAUGGGAAAUGUUCCAAAGAUAUCGGUGUCUGGAGCACAGCCUCAGUGUCGUCAAAACACCUUUAACCGACAUCUGCAGAAACUACAUCUUCAGCAUCUCCGCCAUGUUGCACCAGGGAGCUAAAGAAUGCCAGUGUGACCCUCAGGGCUCCCUCAGUUCGGUGUGUGACCCCAGCGGAGGUCAGUGUCGCUGCAAACACAACGUUAUGGGACGAAACUGUGAUCAAUGUUCUCCUGCGACGUUUCAGUUUGGACCCAACGGCUGCAGAGCCUGUGACUGUGAUGUUGAGGGCUCCGUCUCCCCCCUCUGUGACCCCCUCAGUGGACAGUGUAGAUGUGUGACUGGUGCCUCAGGACGACAGUGUGACAGGUGUCUCUCUGGACACUGGGGGUUCCCGUCGUGUCGUGUGUGUCUCUGUAACGGACACUCAGAGGACUGUGACCCAGAGACAGGACGCUGUGUGGACUGCAGGGACCACAGCACGGGACACAGCUGCCAAAGGUGUCUGGAUGGUUACUAUGGAGACCCAGUCCUUGGUUCUGGAGACCACUGCAGACCCUGCCUGUGCCCUGAUGGACCCGGAUCAUCGCGACAAUUCGCAGACUCCUGUUACCGCGGCGACAGCUCCGUCCAGGCCGUCUGUGUCUGCAACCAGGGAUACAAAGGUGCCCGUUGUGACGAGUGCUCUCCUGGUUACCAUGGAAACCCCGGUGAGGUGGGGGGGGAGUGUCGUCCGUGUGAUUGCCAUGGCAACAUCGACAUGUUGGACCCGGAGUCAUGUGACCCUCGGAGCGGCGUCUGUGUGCGCUGCCUGUACCACACUCAGGGGUCAAAGUGCGAGCUAUGUCAGCGCGGUUUCUACGGUGACGCCCUACAACGGGACUGCAGGAAGUGUGUGUGUAACCUCUUGGGCAGCCUCAAUUCCACCUGUGAUUCUGGAGACUGUGAGUGCGACCGCAGCAGUGGACAACACAUGGGACAUGGGCAGCGGAGAGGGCUGCAGACCAUGUGA